Odontomachus brunneus is the source of this 1328-nucleotide messenger RNA. RefSeq lists its product as uncharacterized. Bases 265 to 960 code for a protein of 231 amino acids. The record is from RefSeq and is a predicted model, not a curated record. The transcript is spliced from 5 exons. NCBI's taxonomy places the organism in Eukaryota, Metazoa, Arthropoda, Insecta, Hymenoptera, Formicidae.
GUGGCCGCUCUCAGGUUUCUCUCUGUUGCCAGCAAGCAAACUAGCACGAAAUCAGCAUUGUGUGCUGCUGAAUCAAGGACAGUUUUUAGGCACGAUUAUCUUAUGAAUGUUAAAAAACAAAAUUGCUCCCUAAAUUUUGAAAUUAUAUAUUUCACACAUUUUUUUUAUUUAUCGCUAUAGAAGAAGUGUCUGCUAUUGUAUCUGUGCUAUACAAUGAUUCCUCGGCAUUGUUGUGUCAUAUGUGUAGAGAUAACAUUUUGAACGAUGGAAAUAUUAAGCUGUUUCAAGAGAGUAGUCAAUAUAUCUGAGCCAAUAUUAGCGGAAGAUAGUACAUGUUCUACACUUUCGUUAUCGUUAUGUGCAGUAUUAGAGCAAUUGGACAACAAAAAAGCUAUACACCAUGAUUAUCUUGUCGCUUUGUUACUCGUUUUAUUAGCAGAAUCUGGAUUUCAUGCAUUACCCACUUCUGAAUCUAUUGAUGAGUCUUCAGGAUCAUCGAUCUCUAAUCAUUUGGAGAGAAAAGUCAAAAAAUGGAAUACAAAAUUAGUUCACAUAUCUACUAAUUGGAAAUCUCAAAAUUCAGGGUUGUAUGAAAUAUAUUUUGUAUUACUUCAGUCAGGUAUUCAGUCAAAAUUAAUUGUUAAACCUGUAGGUGAUAAAUUAAUUCUGAAUAUGUAUCCAUGUAUAGAAAAUAAGAAAAUUUAUAGUAUGGUAGUGAAGACUCUACUGUAUGUGAAUCCAUACACAGAAAGACUGUGUAGUCGAUAUAGAAAUCUGAAGAGCAUAUCACAUAGGUUUAAGAAUGAAGUGGCUACUCCUGUACGUACAGAUAUAUUUUAUUCAUUAAGACUAACAAAUCCCAGUCUUCAAGGCUUGCCAGUGGAGCUUCUAAUGAUAAUCAAACAAUUUCUGAGUGAGAAGGACUUCAAAAAGAUGACAAUGGCUUUAUACAGGUGUUGAUUAUUUUAUUCUAGAAAUAAGGAAUACCUGUUCUCAUAUUGGGAACAUCAUGUGUUGUGAGAAAUGUACAUCACAAUCUAAAGAAAACAACUUAUCAGAAAUUAAUUAAGUUCUAUAAGUUUAAAACAUUUAUAUAAAAAACUUUUUAAAUGACUCAGCAAAAAUGAUUUUAAAUCAUUUUAGGGGUAAUUAAUAUAAUUGUUUUUACCUUAAUAUUGUAAUAAAUGCAUCUAAAUAUGUUAUCAAUUAGUUUGUCAAAUGUUAGAUUCACAGAACAUUGUAUCUAAUCACAACUGGAGCUACCCAAACUUAUUUUUAUCUUUAGAUUUUAUUAUAUUGACUCGAAUAAACAAUAACUAUCCAAUUGA